UGUUGCCGUGUUUUUUUUAUCGAUUGUCGAACAUUGUACCUUACCACUCUAGAUACAUUUGAGCCUGAUCACUCGUCCAAGGCCUACGUGAUGCAUUAUUCAUGUGUAUCAAAACAGUGAAAACGACUUCAAUAUCAGUUUAUAGAGUGCAGAGUGAUUUUAUUUGUAAGUUUAACUAAAAUCGGGGUUUCUUUUCGAGGACCGGUUAUGUACUAAACGUGUAACCGACUUGCUCGGAUAAAACGGAACCGUACUUGUUUCUGAGUGUUGUGUUGAUUUCGAGUAGAGAUAAGCAUUGUGGUUGAAUUGCACAAUUUAUAAAGCCUAAACAUGACGUUGACUGGGGAAAGUGAAGUACCGUCGACAGAAGAAGAAUUAGAAGAGGUGAGAUUUUCUUCUGAUGAUGAGAACGACGACGAGGUUGAAGAGAAGGGAGAGCAAAUUGAUGCUUCUCGAAGAUGGGUACACAUACAAAAGAAAACAUUCACGAAUUGGUGCAACGAGCAGCUUCGCGAGGAUGAUGAUUCUGUGGAUGGGACUACAGUUCUCUCGAUUGACCAAAUCGAAAGCGCAUUCACAGAUGGCAUUUUGUUAAUCAAGCUUAUGGAGAAAUUGAUAAAGAAAGAAACGAAUGACUCAGCGUCGGAGAAACCAAAAAAGAUCAAAAGAAGGUACUCGAAAAAUCCAAAGUUAAAAGCGCAAAAGAUGGACAAUAUUGCCUAUGCACUGGAAAUGAUGACGGAGGAGGGAAUACAGCUGAUAAAUAUCGGUGCUGCCGAUAUUGCGGAAGGAAACAUUAAAAUAAUUCUAGGCCUCGUAUGGAGACUGGUUCAGAAGUAUCAAAUAAGUGCUGGUGGCGGCGGAGGAGGCCAAGGCAGCAAAGGCUCCAAGUCGGCAGCUUCUGUAGCGCCAAAGAAACUCAUAUUGGCCUGGGUGAAUGCGGUCCUACCGAAAGAUUGCGAAGUGAAAAACUUCACUUCUGACUGGAAUGAUGGAAUUAAGUUGAGUGCAUUGUUAGACUUCUGCACACCAGGCCUGAUGUCCAAUUGGAAAUUGUUGGAUCCAAGUAAAAAGAUGGAGAACUGCCAGCAAGCUUUAGAGGCGGCCAACAAGCAGUUCAACAUUCCCAAGGUGCUGUCCGCAGAAGAUAUGAGCAGCCCUGACCUGGAUGACCUGAGUUGUCUGACGUACCUGUCAUACUUUGUGAAGAAGAAUGGACCUGGUUGGAAUGCUACACUGAAUUGGGUCAGACGUACCAUUCCGCAACUCAACAUUCAAAACUUUCAGAGUGAUUGGAAUGAUGGCAUUGCUCUGUGUGGCCUUGUGAAUGCCGUUUGCAACAAGUUCCCUGAUUGGCUGGAAAUGGACAAAGAAGCAGGGCUUGAGAAUUGCACCAAAGUCCUGGAUUUCCUGAAAACACGGCUAGGCCUACAGCUCUACGUGUCAGUCCAAGAUCUGUUCAUGAACAGAGCGGAACUAGCCAUUUGUGUAAUAGCAACGCAACUUUAUCAGUGCUAUACCGAGGGCUACCAGAUCCUUGAUUCUGUAGAGGAUCUUGCCAUUGGAUCUACUGUUGGACAAACAGGAAUUGAACUAAACCAUUAUGGUGAUACAGGUAUUAAAGCAAGUGAGAGCAUUGGAAUAGAAGCGGUAGUGACUGCUGAGAACCUGAACAACCCACAAGUUGAUGAACUUGCCGUCAUGACGUUUGCUGCUCGAUACAUCAACUACCAACCCCCUGCACCUCUCAAACCUUCCCCCGAGAACUGCGUCUCUUUGGAGUUUUUGAGUUUGCGGAGAAAUAAUGAUGGAUUUUACGCAGAUGUAGGAGAAUCUGUCACCUUCAAGAUUAGAAUUUCGGAUUCAAGUGUCUCUAUGAAUGAUAUUGCUGCUCAGGUGGAGAGUCUUAGUACACCGCCCUCUAUCAGUAUUGACACAAAGAGCGCCACCGAGGCAGAGGCAACAUUUAUCCCUUGUGAUGAGGGGGAGCAUAAGGUUGUUGUUCGUUGCCAAGGUCAAGAGGUCAGAGGCUGCCCUGUAUUUGUAAUGGUUAUGCCAAAGGUUGUAGUUCCAAAGUCGUUUCCUCGUAAAGUAGUUGUUACUUCGCAAGUAGAUCACAUAAUGCUUGGUGAAGAAGGCCAAGUACAGAUUGAUGCUUCAGAGGCUGGUGAGGGCAGCCUCACUGUUGAGGUCAGUAAUGGCUUUCACAACUUACCAAUCAGGAUCACCGGAAGUAUGACAUCAUUUGUGGUCCACAUCAGAGCAAUUGAACUUGGUGUAUUCAAGGUUUUCAUUCGUUGGAAUGACCAAACCAUCUCAGAUGACCCAUUAAACCUUGAGGUCAGACAACCUGGCCAGAUCAAGGUGUUUGGUGAUGGCCUUAGUCUUGCGCAAGAGGGAAGACCAUCGACAUUCAUUGUGGAUCCAAGAGAAGGUGGCAAGGGUGAAUUAAAAGUAACAGUGGAUGGGCCAAACUCAUUUGGAAAGUGCAGUAUUACUCCAAAUCCAGAUGGUACCUACACAGUAAUGUACAUACCUGCAGAGGUCGGAAUCUUUACCAUAAAGGUCACCUGGUCGGGUAAAGAGGUAAAAGGUAGUCCAUUCUAUGCUCGUGUAACUGAUCCAAAGAGAGUGCGUAUCGUUGGAGGCCAGAUGCCAGGAAUGGCAAGUAAUGGUGGGCUUCUUUUCAUAAUUGGUUUCACUGCAGGUCAUCUAUCUGCAUCCAUUGAUGAUCCAAAUGGCAAUAGAGAGCCACUCCAAAUUGAAAUGGUCUCAAGUGACCGCUACCGUGUCAAAUACUUAGCAGAAAAAGAAGGCACCUACCUGCUGCGAGUCAUGUGGGCUAACUCUCCGAUUCCGGGAUCUCCAUUCAGUGCCACAGCUAGCUUCCCGCAGGAUCCCAUUGAUGCCCGUAAGGUUCACUGCACUGGGAAAGGAAUCAUCAAUGGACGUGUGGAUGAAGAAAAUAUGUUUCACAUCAAUGGAUCAGGAGGAGGACCAGGAAUUUUGAAAUGCUGGAUGACCGGGUCAAGUACAGACAUCAAUGUGGAUGUGGUGGCUGUAGGGGGUGGUCUGUACAAAGCUGUCUAUACACCAAAAGUAGCAGGUACAUACCUGCUGCAUGUCACAUGGUCAGGAGAUAAAGUUAUGGGAUCGCCUUUUUCUGUGAAAAUUGCAGAGAAAGCCCGUGCUCAAUCGGUUACCACAAAAGGCACGGAAAUGUUGCGAACACUGAUUGCAGGUCAUAUGUCAAGGCUUGUGAUUGAUGUUACAGAGGCAGGCAUUGGGGAGCUUGUUGCCCGCUGUGUUGGCCCAGCAACCUACGCUGAAGUGCAUAUUGGAGAUAACCAAGAUGGCACCUACUCACUGCUUAUGAAUCCGUCUGAAGCUGGUCAACAUACUCUGGAAAUCAAGUUUGGACAGGAUCAUAUCCAAGGGAGUCCAUUUAUGUUCCAUGUGAAUCAGCCGCCAGAUGCAAGCAAAGUUCGCUGCUUUGGUUCUGGUUUAGCUCAUGGUAUAUUUUCAUACUUUGAUGGCCGCUUCAAUUGUAAUACAACUGGUGCUGGUGCCGGACAACUUAAGAUCCGUGUCCAUGGUCCUAAAGGCUCAUUCAAUGUCAAAGUAUCCCGCUCUGUGGAUAGUGACCGGCUGAUAAAUGUCAAAUAUAGUCCAACACAGAGCGGUGAGUACAAAGUGUCUGUCCAGUGGUCCGAUGUUCAUGUACCUGGUAGUCCGUUCCAUGUCUGGGUUGUAAACAAUGAGAAACAGCUGGAAUCAGUGAAGAAAAAAUAUCCACAGAACAAGAAGUAUCUUACUCAAACCUCCAUCAAAAGCUCAUCAAAUGUUUAAAAUACUGCUUGCAUUUUUGAUGUUUGUAAAAAUUCAGAUAUAUGUGGCACUGUUGCACCAGGUUACCAACACUUUAAAGCAAUAAAUAACAAAUACUGCUACAGACUACCAACGAUUUGCUGUCUGCAGUAUCAUUUUUUUAAUGUAAGGUACACAUUUACAUUACUAACAAAUUUUUGAAGAAUUGUAUUAACUUUGGUCAUACAGUAUGUAGGAAAUUACUCUUUCUUUUGCAACAACCACCUUUUAAAAGUAAAAUGCAAAAGCAAUUUGCUUCUUGAAGUUGAAAUUUGAUAUCUAUAGAUUAACUUUUGUAUACCUGCGUCCAAAUAUAUUAAGGACAUCAUCGUUGAUGUUUCAACUGCUAUUGGUUUUAAAUAAUACUGGAAUAGCAAUUGAUAGGUUGGUGGGUGUGUGUAGAGUUGGGGAUGGGUGGGGUUAUUAUUUAGAUCAAAUGCAAGAUGGCAACUAAAGUAUUUGAAGGUAACAACAUUAUGAAGUCAAGUCGAAAUCAAGUGAGCCGUGUAAAGGAUUCACCAUGAGUUAGUUACUGAACCAGCUUACUUAAAUUGGAGGGCAAAUAACAUUUAUUUCGGCAUUGGUAGGUAAGCAAAGAGUUUGUAGAAGAAAGUAUAUUAAUAAUAAUAAAGUUACACUUGCAUAUCACAUAAUGCUGAAAGCUUGUAUAUACAGUAUAUGCCCUAUAGAAAAUAUUCUAUGCUGAGUGAGUGACAUGUGAAUUUGUCCUGUAGUCACAUUCUGUGUGGAUCAUUAUGAAUAUAAUAGACUUUAUUUUUUCUGCAUGGUUUCAUGCUCUGCAUAAAUAGGCCUCAUUAAAGGAUGGUGCAUUAAUAAUGUAAAA
Molecule: messenger RNA, 4711 nt
Organism: Anneissia japonica
Lineage: Eukaryota; Metazoa; Echinodermata; Crinoidea; Comatulida; Comatulidae
Product: filamin-B-like
Exons: 17
Coding region: 331-3849 (1172 amino acids)
Biological process (GO): actin cytoskeleton organization
Molecular function (GO): actin filament binding
Source: RefSeq, a predicted model, not a curated record